AUGGCGGAGAAAACCUGUCAUGCACCAUGGCUACCACUUGAAAACCCACAAGAAAAGACGACUUGGUGGGUCGUGUCUGGCAUGACCGGUGUGACUGUUUGGCAUUUUCUGCAUCACAGACUUACGCUCACGCCGUUUUUCUCUUGCAUGACCGUGGCGUCGGACACCUUCAUCUACAUCAUACUCGAAUAUGCCGGGAGAAACAGUCUUUUCGAGUACUUACCUGUGACAUGUAUGCGAUUUCGACAUCAUGAUCGUCAAAAAUUCUACUCUCCCGGGAUGAAAAUGAAUCACCACACACGCCGCGGCAGGGUCGCGCAUGUGCGAGCGCUUCUGUUUUUUCGUGGUGCAAUAAGAGCAACAUUUGCAGCUAGUUGAUACGAGUAUGAUUGUAGUUGUAAGUGUUUUGAAUCUUACUUGAACAACUUGUGUAGAGUUUACUGAUUGAUAAAACAGUCUGCUGGCCCACGAGCAAAGAAACUCGGGCGGACCAGUGGACGGCUUCCUCGCGCAGCGGCUUUUCUUGCACAUCACCGAGGGACUGGCGUACUGCCACGGAAGGUUUGUCUGUCACCGCGACUUGAAGCCGGAGAAUUUCAUAAUGGAGACGCCUAAGGACCAUGCGCGCUACAAUCCCGACCGGCCAUGGUCAAGUGACUCUUUGAAGAUUGCGGACUUCGGUCUCGUAUGCAUUGCAAAUAUGUCUGGACUAUUUGUCAUUGUCAUUGCAUGUUCAGAGCAAAACCAAAAGCAAUAAAAAACUUCUGAUGCUGUCAUGCCGUACAAGUAGAUGCUACUUAGUACUAUGUAUGCGAUGCAAGUAGCAGCAACACAAACUUCCAGACCCAGACAUAGUUUCAAAGCAUAUCUCGCCGCCACCUUGAAAGCGGGGCAGAGACUGAUGGCGCAGUGCGGCUCCAUGCCCUUUGCGGCGCCCGAAGUGAUGGCUGCAAAGAGCUACGACGGGUAUUUGUGAUUGAUUGUGGUGGAUAUUCGUCUUCACUUGUGCAAAUGCGCAGACAAGUUUGAAGAUAGUACUUACCAUCAACAUCAAGAUCAGCAUGUUCGCUGGGGUGUAUGUACAACACAAGAAAGUAGAUGAUGACCACGAUGAAAGUGUGUGUGUCUUUGUCUCACGUAAGUAGGUACUUGCGUCGUAGGGAAGAUGAGAAGUACAACUAUCGAUCCUCGAGGUGAGGUCCGCAGCUUCUGUGAAAACAAGGUUUAAGCUGGACGUGUGGAGCAUUGGCGUGGUUUUGUUGGAGCUGACGUGUGGCGUAAGUAAGAUGGAACGCUUGAUGCGGUGGCCGAUGGACGGGGCACUGUUUGCGGACGAAGAGAAGGCCCGGGAGAUCUUCCAAAGAACCUCUAACGAGGAAAAGUUUCGGAACGACAUCGUGCGCGACUUUCGACCCGACUACAUGCGAAAAGCCGGCAACGAGUCCAUCAAAAACCUCCUCAACAUGUUAACCAGAGAGCUGCUGGUAUGAUAUCUCGAGGAUAGAUACUCUAGCUACUAGUGUUGAUCUUCCGUGUUGUAAUUCCGUGGCGCGAAUCUGAAUCACAACUGGUGCUGGUAGCGGAUCUAGAUAGAAAAUUCAACCCUCGGGAUGAUUGGAUCUAGACGUAGAAACGAUCCCUCAGGUCUUCGACGAGGCAAGACGGUCCAGCAUAACGCAGAUCGAACAAAGCCCGUGGGUGGUCGACGCGAGACGCCGCGCAAAAGAAUGGGGUCGUUAGUGAGGCUGUCGCUGUCCUGCCCCCCGGGUGCGCUGCAAGAAUCGUAGGAGUACUGGUGGCCUGCUACCGCGGCGAGUACUAUUCACCAAAGUUUUUUUUCGACGAGCCUACGAACGUACCUCGGGUAGAGAUCAAAAGUAAGAUUGUCUUGUUCACUCGCGUACUAGCUUUUAUCUCUAGAAGGUUUUAGAACAAAUUGUUGAUUUCGUCCGCGCUCUUGUCGUCAACCACACACAAAUCAAUCGCUAACACUAAGAUAGACUCGAUGCUUAUAUCUAGACUUAUGUACAAAAGCAAAAAACUGAGCUGCCAUAGUUGUUUUGAUAAAUGAUACUGAUGAGCUACAGCUGAGAAAGCUGCUGUCGUGGUAGCAUGGUAGGAUGAGCAUCCUAUCCUCCUGUAAAAUUCAAAUUGAAGAUGCGACGAAAGCCAGCACUUGGAUAUCAGUAGUGAUAGCUACAUCUAGUACAGUACACCUAGUAUACAUAGUAAUUACAGGCUUGUCUUCCCUCUGAGACGGCCCACCUCCUGUGACGCAAGCAAAUUGCUCACGAGGUUAUUCUAGAGUAAAUUUCGUAAAGAAGUGUGCAAGCGAAACAGCGACUAGCACGGAGGUGCAUGAGUCAGGUCAGAAAAAAAAAAAACCUCUGGAAGAUACUUGAAGUUGGCUUACUAUGUAGUGCUGUCAUUCUUUUUGUCUGACUCUGAGUAGAUUAAUAUGUACAAAACCUGCGUAGAGGUAGUAACUGUAGCUGCUUUCUGCGUGGACUACAAUUAGGAUAAAUGAAAAUAAAGGAGACCAUAUGCAUUUCUUGAAGCGACGCUUGGUGACCCUGUAGUGAAAGCUGUAUGGGCAGCGGGAGGCGGCUUGUUCCGUUGAAGGGUGAGCCAGCAAGCCCUGCGGAUUUGGAGGAGUCAGGGAGCUCGUCCUUUGCUUUCCGUCGCUAUAGCAUGGCAAGGUCAGACCCGCUGAACUGUCACCACUGAAAACAAGCGUAAACAGUACAGGUCAUUGAACAUUGUCGCGAUUUUUAUCUGGUGACUUUCCCACAUGAUGAUAAUGGUGAUUGGCUGCCAGGCAGCACGACCUACACCUUUUCGUGCCAGUUCACGCAUCUCAUGUUCGGAAUCUGGGAGGCAGGAUGCAGUGGGAGUCUAUCGCGUUUCUGAACACUUGAUCCCGAC
This is a messenger RNA of Amoebophrya sp. A120, 2925 nucleotides long. Lineage: Eukaryota; Dinophyceae; Syndiniales; Amoebophryaceae. The record is from the annotation of a GenBank genome assembly.